Gracilinanus agilis (Agile Gracile Mouse Opossum) is the source of this 1712-nucleotide messenger RNA. RefSeq names its product REST corepressor 1 (gene RCOR1). Gene Ontology annotation, cellular component: histone deacetylase complex; transcription regulator complex. Gene Ontology annotation, biological process: negative regulation of DNA-templated transcription; regulation of transcription by RNA polymerase II. The transcript has 15 exons. The record is from RefSeq and is a predicted model, not a curated record. NCBI's taxonomy places the organism in Eukaryota, Metazoa, Chordata, Mammalia, Didelphimorphia, Didelphidae. The coding region runs from base 255 to 1712 and encodes 485 amino acids. Gene Ontology annotation, molecular function: transcription corepressor activity.
GCGAUGAGAGCGAAAGUUGCGCUUGGCUUCGAGCUGGGGCGUUGAAGCGGCUCCGCGUCCCUGGCCGCCGUCACAAGUCUCUCCCUCAGCCCUCUCUCCCUUCGGGCAGCCCUGGUUACAACUGUCGCCCCCCGGAGCCCCGGUCCCCUCGGCGGGCGCGCCCCCCUCCCUGCGCCCUCGCGGCGAGCCUCCCCUCCGCCUCGCUCCUCAGCCCCACUUUGCUCCCUCCUCCCCGCGCCCCGCCGUCCCUUCUGAUGCCAGCCAUGGUGGAGAAGGGCCCGGAGGUGUUGGGGAAGAGGAGGGGGAGGAAUAAUGCUGCUGCCUCCUCGGCCGCCGCCGCCUCCUCCGCCAACGCUGCCGCCUCAGCCUCAGCCUCGGCCUCGGCCGCCUCUGCCUCCUCCGCUGCAGCCUCCGCCUCGGCCGCCGCCGGCUCCGCCAAUAAUGGCCAUAAUAAAAGUUUGGCAGCGGCCGCCGCCGCGGCGCCCAAUGGAAAUAGCACCAACUCCUGGGAGGAAGCGAGCUCGGGCUCCUCGAGUGAUGAAGAGCAUGGUAGUGGCGGAGGAUUAAACACUGGGGAAUUGUACCAGGCAAGCAUACCUAUCUUUUUACCCUCUAAAAUUUCAAGGCGCUCUCAGGAAAGAGAAAAUCUUGGCAUGCUGGUAUGGUCACCUAAUCAGAAUCUAUCAGAGGCAAAAUUAGAUGAAUACAUUGCCAUUGCCAAGGAGAAGCAUGGAUACAAUAUGGAACAGGCACUUGGGAUGCUUUUUUGGCAUAAGCACAAUAUUGAAAAGUCCUUGGCUGAUCUACCCAACUUUACCCCAUUUCCAGAUGAGUGGACUGUGGAAGAUAAAGUUCUAUUUGAACAGGCCUUUAGUUUUCAUGGGAAAACUUUUCAUAGAAUCCAACAGAUGCUUCCUGAUAAGUCUAUAGCAAGCCUAGUGAAAUUUUACUACUCAUGGAAGAAGACAAGAACCAAAACCAGUGUAAUGGAUCGUCAUGCUCGGAAGCAGAAAAGAGAACGGGAAGAAAGUGAGGAUGAACUGGAAGAAACAAAUGGAAAUAACCCAAUUGACAUUGAGGUUGAUCAAAACAAGGAAAGCAAAAAGGAGGUACCACCAACUGAAACAAUUCCUCAAAUCAAAAAAGAAAAGCAUAGUACACAAGCUAAAAAUAGGGCCAAGAGGAAACCUCCCAAGGGAAUGUUUCUUUCUCAAGAAGAUGUGGAAGCAGUUUCUGCUAAUGCUACAGCUGCUACCACAGUGCUGAGACAACUGGACAUGGAAUUGGUUUCAAUCAAACGACAGAUUCAGAAUAUCAAACAGACGAACAGUGCUCUCAAAGAAAAACUUGAUGGUGGAAUAGAACAAUAUAGACUUCCUGAGGUUAUUCAGAAGUUUAAUGCACGUUGGACCACAGAAGAACAGCUUCUUGCUGUACAAGCAAUCAGAAAAUACGGCCGAGAUUUUCAGGCGAUCUCAGAUGUCAUUGGAAACAAAUCAGUGGUACAAGUGAAAAACUUUUUUGUAAAUUACCGACGCCGUUUCAACAUAGAUGAAGUCUUACAGGAAUGGGAGGCAGAACAUGGCAAAGAAGAAACCAAUGGAACCAAUACCCAGAAACCUAUAAAGUCCCCAGAUAAUCCCAUUAAAAUUCCUGAAGAGGAGGAGGAGGCUACUUCUGUUCUUGACGUCAGAUAUGCAUCCGCUUCAUGA